Messenger RNA from Medioppia subpectinata, 4299 nucleotides. The record is from the annotation of a GenBank genome assembly. NCBI's taxonomy places the organism in Eukaryota, Metazoa, Arthropoda, Arachnida, Sarcoptiformes, Oppiidae.
AUGAAUCACAUGGAUGAGGAGCAGCUGAUUAAGAAGCCCUCACGGUUUGAUCGGACCAACAUUAUUAGCAGAUCGUAUUGCAUAUGGAUUUAUAAGACAUUUAUUAGGGGUUUGAAGAAAGACGUGGAAAUCACUGAUUUGUACAAAUGUCCCAAAAAAGAUGAAUCACAAAUUUUGGUUCAACGACUCGAAAGGAAUUGGAAUAAAGAGUUAAAGAAGAAGAAUCCAAGUUUCACGAGGGCUACCAUCAAGACAUUUGCCCUCCAAAUGCUUAUCCCUUUCUGUCUCAUCUUAUUUUGCGAAUGUUUCCUAAAGAUAGUUCAGGCCCUUUUGCUCGGUUGGGUUAUCCGCUACUUUGCUAAUAGCGGUGACGUAAGCUAUGAAGACGCCUGUCUGUACGCCGGGGGUGUUGUCGGCACCUCAUUGUUGUAUGUCGUGUGCUAUCAUCCGGCGGCUGUACUCGAGUGCAGGGUUGCCACUCGGGCGCGGGUCACGUGGUGUACGCUCAUGUAUAAAAAGGCGUUGAGACUAAAGCCGUCGGCGUUUGGAAAGACAACAAUCGGGCAGAUAUUAAAUCUGAUGUCAAAUGACGUGAGCAGAUUUGACGAGUAUUGCAUUCUGGGCAAUUAUAUGUUUGUCGCACCCAUGCAGACAAUUAUUGGCAUUUAUAUCUGCUAUACAUACAUCGGUUGGACGUGUUUUAUAGGACUCGCCAUACUUUUCUGUUUUAUUCCUUUCAAUAGUCUGACCGGAAGAUUAUUUUUAAAAAUUAGGACAAAAGUUGCCGCGCUUUCCGACAAUAGGAUCCGUUUAAUGAAUGAAAUAAUCAAAGGGAUGGCAGUUAUAAAGAUGUACGCCUGGGAGAGACACUUCUCUAAUCUUAUAUCCGAGGCCCGAAAGAAAGAGAUGACAAAAAUCAGAGGAUCAACGCUAUUGAGAGCGCUUAACAUUUCCAUAUCGUUAAUCUCCGCUCGCGUUAUACUGUUUGCUAUAUUUAUCGUAUAUGUGUUGACCGGCGGACAACUGAAGGCCGAGAAAGUGUUUGUAACGAUGUCUAUAUUCAAUACAAUCCGGAACACAAUGACCUGGUUUUUCCCGCAAACCAUCGCAUUGGCCGCUGAAAUAAGUGUGUCCUGUAAACGGGUUCAGAAAUUUUUAAUGUUGGAAGAAAUAGAGGACAAAAGUAUUGAAUACAAAGACAACGGAAAUGAGAAGAAAAAUUUAAUGGACACCAAAAUGAAUGACAAUAACAACGAAUCGUGUAAUAUAUGUGUGAAAGAGAUGUCCGCCAAAUGGAUACCUGAUAACGAUAUCUCGACACUAAAAAACAUUUCCUGUUCUGUAAAACCGGGAGAAUUAUUAGCAGUGAUCGGACCGGUGGGGUCGGGAAAGAGCUCAUUCCUGAUGUCUUUGAUGAACGAGAUUGAAGUGACGUCGGGAUCGGUAGAAGUGAAGGGGAGUAUAGCGUAUGCGUCUCAGGAGAGCUGGUCUUUCAAUUCAAGUAUUUUACAAAACAUAAUGUUUGGAAAGACUUACGACUCGAAGAAAUUCCGAGAAGUGAUAAAUGUUUGCGCAAUGAAUAGAGACUUAAAACUGUUUCAUCUCAGGAGAGCUGGUCUUUCAAUUCAAACUUACGACUCGAAGAAAUUCCGAGAAGUGAUAAAUGUUUGCGCAAUGAAUAGAGACUUAAAACUGUUUCCCUUCGGAGAGAAAACAUUAGUCGGAGAGAGAGGGGUGUCGUUGAGUGGCGGACAGAAGGCCAGGAUUACAUUAGCUCGUGCCCUCUAUAAUGACGCCGAUAUCUACCUAUUGGACGACCCAUUAAGUGCCGUCGACUCUGAAGUUGCAAAACAUAUUUUUGAAAAAUGUAUAACUGAUUAUUUGAAGUCCAAAACAGUAGUAUUAGUCACACAUCAAAUCCAGUUCAUUAAAAAGGCCACAAAAAUCCUAGUGUUAAAAGAGGGCCGACCCCUGGCUUUUGGAUCAUACGAUGAAUUGAUGGAAUCGGGCAUUGAUUUCAUGUCUUUAAUCGAAGAGAAAAAAGCGGAAAAUGAAAAGAAAAAAGAAGAGAAGAAUAAAAGCGAAGAAAUAUUAAUCGCAGAAACAAUUAUCGCCAGAAAGAGGACAAUAAGCGCGUUGUCGACCAAAUCAGAUGUUGACGUAGAGAUCAGUGAUCCUAAGUUAGAGAGUGAAGUGAAAGCAACAGGGUCAAUUGACGCACGGGUUUACUGGGAUUAUAUCAAAGCCGGCGCCGGUCCUAUCCUAAUGACUUUGGCAGUCCUGUCAACACUUGUUUCUCAGGCACUCUUUCAUUACAGCGAUAUAUGGCUAACCGAUUGGACUAAUGCUGAGGACCAAAGAAACGCAACCGAAGAAUACAUGGCGACGACUUUCAUAACACUAAUCAUACGGUCGGGAACUUUCUUCAUGAUGUGUAUCAUAGCGUCAGUCAAUCUUCACAACAGAAUAUUCUUUAAACUAAUGAGAGCUCCGAUCGCGUCAGUCAAUCUUCACAACAGAAUAUUCUUUAAACUAAUGAGAGCUCCGAUCGGUUUCUUUGACAACAAUCCGGUCGGCCGAAUUUUGAAUCGGUUUACAAAAGACGUGGGAAUAGUUGACGAACAGUUGCCGUUGUGUUCUUAUGACUUGAAUACUAUUGUAACUCAAGUCAUUGGAUCCAUAAUUGUUGUGGCGUUAGUGAAUUGGUAUCUAAUAUUUCCGGCACUUGGAAUGAUUGUCUUAAUUUUGGUCAUUCGAUGGAUUUAUAUCAAAACUGGAAGAGAUCUCAAAAGAUUUGAAAAUAUGGCCAGGAGUCCAAUGUAUAACCACAUGACCACAACAUUGAGUGGAUUGGCAACGAUUCGUGCCUUCAAAGCCCAGAAUAUGUUUAUGAAUCAGUACUACCGGUACCAGAAUGACCACACGGCCACUUACUUCAUGUGCUUUAGUGCCUCCAGAGCUCUCGGAAUAGUGAUGGAUUGGGUGUGUAUGGUGUAUAUACUAUUAGUGGCACUGUUUAUUAUGAUAUUCCCUGAAGGACUUCCGGGCGGUAGCGCUGGUCUGGCGUUUACGAUGGCGUUGGGCUUAACGGGAAUGACUCAGUGGGGAGUCAGACAAUCGGCUGAAGUCGAGAAUCAAAUGACUUCUGUGGAGAGGAUUCUCGAGUAUUCAAAGCUUGAAUCGGAAGCAGAACUCGAAAGCGUCACAAAACCAGCGCUCGAUUGGCCACAAGAGGGACACAUCCAACUCAAAGACGUUUACCUCACUUAUGAAAACUCUCCGAAACCGACACUAAUUGGUCUGAAUUGUAGGCGGAGAGAAAGUGGGAGUCGUUGGCCGAAUUGGCCACAAGAGGGACACAUCCAACUCAAAGACGUUUACCUCACUUAUGAAAACUCUCCGAAACCGACACUAAUUGGUCUGAAUUGUGUGAUAAGAGGCGGAGAGAAAGUGGGAGUCGUUGGCCGCACGGGUGCCGGAAAGAGCUCUAUAUUGUCCGCACUCUUCCGUAUGCAUGAAUGCGAAGGCAAUAUCAUUAUUGAUGGCAUUGACUGCAAGAGUAUAGGUCUCCACGAUUUGCGCAAAAAAAUGUCAAUUAUACCUCAGGAUCCGAUCGCUUUCAUUGGCUCUUUGCGCAAGAAUUUGGAUCCUUUCGACGAACACUCGGAGGACAAGUUGUGGGAUGUGUUAGAAGAGGUUCAGCUGAAAGAGGCUGUGAAUGAAAUGCCCGGACGUCUGGACUACCAGUUGUCAGAAAGUGGGGGUAAUCUGAGUGUCGGUCAAAGACAACUGAUAUGUUUGGCGAGAGCUAUACUCAGACGAAACCGUAUACUAGUGUUAGACGAGGCGACCGCUAAUGUGGACCAUAAGACGGAUUCACUAAUUCAACGGACUAUUAGAGAAAACUUUGCCGAUUGUACUGUCAUUACAAUAGCCCACAGACUGAAUACAAUCAUAGAUUCGGAUCGAGUGUUGGUUUUAGACGCCGGAAGGAUAAUAGAGUUCGACAGACCUUUCAUUCUCCUGCAGAACAACACCGGAAUGUUCUAUAAGUUAGUCAAACAAACGGGUCUUUCAAUGGCUAACGAUCUGAUGAGAGCCGCCAAAGAGGCCUACGAUUUGAAACCAAGUUCGACAGACCUUUCAUUCUCCUGCAGAACAACACCGGAAUGUUCUAUAAUCAAACAAACGGGUCUUUCAAUGGCUAACGAUCUGAUGAGAGCCGCCAAAGAGGCCUACGAUUUGAAACCCAAUCAUUCAAUUGAAGACAGUAUUAAAGACAACAUCAGAAUUGAAUAA